This is a messenger RNA of Paraphaeosphaeria sporulosa, 3225 nucleotides long. RefSeq lists its product as uncharacterized. The transcript is spliced from 2 exons. NCBI's taxonomy places the organism in Eukaryota, Fungi, Ascomycota, Dothideomycetes, Pleosporales, Didymosphaeriaceae. The record is from RefSeq and is a predicted model, not a curated record. Bases 1 to 3225 code for a protein of 1074 amino acids.
AUGGAGGCACUGGUGGCCGUUGGUUUGGCCGGCAAUGUCGUCCAAUUCGUUACUUGCGCGGGCAGCCUCAUCGCUCAGGUCAAUUACAUACGGAUGCAUGAAUCUCCGAAGUCCUUGCCUGAACUCGUGAAACUGUCAAAAACUUUGACAGGCGAUGCCGCUACACUCAAGACUCGGUUAAAGGCUUCCACGGCCACGCUCAAAGAAGAAGAUCAAAACCUGCUUGACCUCGCUACGGAAUGCGAAGAGUCAGGCAUCCGCUUCCUUGAUUACCUCAAGAAAUGGGAUAAAAAGUCAUCCGGAAUUCUGCACAAUGCGAAAACGGCCCUCAAAUUCCAAUGGAAAUUGCACCAGAUCGAAGAAUUCGCUGGGAAGAUUGAGAAACUCCGUGGCUCGCUUACCCUUGCGACUGUAUUGGCCUUUCGAACGAGCGUGGAAAGCAAUCACGAGGAUAUCCUGGAACACCUGAAGCAGCUUCAAAUAAACGCCCCACCCAAGACCACGGUCAAUGACACACAUCAACUGCAGUAUUUGAUUGAUGUUCUAUCAGACGUAAUCGAGCACCAUACUGUUGACAGACUGAACGCCAUACACAAGCAAAUAUCGGCCAGCUUGAACAGCAUUCUAGCCAUUCGGACCCAGCAGAUUACUGAUGAGAAGAAGCACGGUCACGAGCAGGAUAUUUUAAGCUGGCUUGACUUCCGUCAAAUCCAUUGGAGGUACGAUGCCGUCGAUGAUGCCUACCAAGACACAUACAACUGGAUUUUCGAAUCUGCCAACGGCACACAGGAGUGGGAUGAUCUUGGUUCUCAUCUCAGACAGGACGUUAAAGAUCCGUACUUCAUCGACGGGAAAGCAGGAAGUGGCAAAUCGACUUUGAUGAAAUACAUCGUUGAUAACCGAAAAACCCGCGAAGCUCUGAAGGAAUGGGCUGGGCAGGAUCCGCUUCUAAUCCUUCCAUUCUUCUUCUGGAACAUCGGCACAACGCUACAGAAAUCUCACAUCGGACUUUUGAGAGCGCUACUAUAUACAGUCCUCUCAAAGCACCCUGAGCUGGUUCCGGCCGUUUUCCCAAAGUUGUUUCACAAUUGGAAGGGGUCCGACGCUGAAAUUGCACCCGAUUAUACCGAGCUGAAGAGAGCUUUCGAAUUGAUGAUACAAAAGUCCACCUAUUUGAAGCUUGCCAUCAUGAUAGAUGGAAUUGACGAGUUUGAAGGUGAUCAUCGGGACAUGUCCCUUUUCCUUCGCUCUCUGGGUUCUCCACGUGUGAAACUUAUAAUCUCGAGCCGGCCGCUCAAUUCCUGCUUAGAGGCUCUGGAAGGUUGUCCUACAUUGCGUUUACAAGACUUGACGCGGAGAGAUAUGGCAGCUUUCGUCCAGGGCGAAUUAGCGACCCACCACCUGAUGAUACGUCUGUUGCGCCAAUUUCCAGACAGGGCACCGCUAUUAGCAGUUGAAGUGGUCGAGAAGGCUGCAGGUGUCUUCCUCUGGGUCAAACUUGUAGUACGACUGCUGAUCGAAGGACUGGAAGACGGUGAUGAUCUCGACGAGCUCGAAGCUCGGCUGAGCUCUUUACCUCCCGAUCUACGGGAGCUUUACCGCAGGAUGCUCGAAAAGAUGAGUACCAAAAAUCAGAGACAAGCGUCGGAAGUGUUCCAGAUUGUUCAAACGUGGAACAAGAAGGUGAACGACCAACAGAUUCCCGGCUUGGUUUUAUCAUACGCCCUAAAGGCCCCGAAAGAGUGCUUUGAUGUUCCUAUUGCGCCUAUGGACUGCGAAGCAUUCGACUCUGAAAUGUACGUCCUGAGCAAGCGAAUCAGGAGCCGGUGUUGUGGGCUGCUCGAAGUGCACCAUGUGAAAAUGCGCCGUUUAAGGAGGGAAGCAAAAUUGACAGAGGACCAAUCGAUAGACGACCCUGUUACGCUUGAUGAGGCUAACAAGACAGUGGUCACGUACAUGCACCGUACUGUAGCAGAAUUCCUCGAUACGAAGACCACAUGGGAGGAUAUAUGUGCGUUCACAAGAGAUCGGAAUUACGAUCCUUCAGUCCGUCUGACGUCCGGGUGUCUUUCCACAAUCAAGAUGGCUACACACCUCCGCGAUGUCUCGUUGCGAUGGUUAUUGCAACUUACUACGAUGUUCUGCGGAAGUGCGACGAAACUACCAAUACACGUGUACGCUCGUUACCUCGUCGAGAUUGACAACAAAAUGUGUGAACUCCAACAGGAUCUCCAAGGACCUGAUGGCGAUACCGACUACAACCCAAAGGACAAGAGAAACGGCGGCCAUAGCAACUACAACCCCAAGGACACUGCGCACUGGUCAGUCAGUUGGAUUGGUCCAGAGUUGGCGAGACUCAAAUACAAAUACGUGAGCCUUGAAACCUUCGCAGCGGCAAGGGGCCUCUAUUUCUUUUCGAUUCCUUCCAACAAGCCGAAAACCGAUUACUCAUGGUUCGUGAACAUUUGGUAUGCUAUAUCCAGCUGGCGCCGGACAGAAUUCUCCGAAGACUAUCUACCAGAUCGCUCCCAGCGGAAACGAACUCUAGAAUAUCUUGCAAAGCACAUGAGAAAAUUUGAAGACACUAGCCUUAUACAUCGCCUAUGGCACCAGGUACUUGAGACAAGCACGUGCUUGCAAGAGGAGCGCAAAUAUCUUGAUGCUGCGGAGCUGUUGUAUACUUUUCUAAAAGCUCAUGGAUCGCCACGCAGGUUGUGGGAGCUGAGCAGAGAAGCAUAUGAGUUAGGUGAUGCUGAAUAUGAUCCACAACGCAUCUGCCGCGGAAUGUUUCACGCAUGCAGGAAAGCUGGCUGGGAAGAUGAUCAGAAUCAAGACGAUGCUAUGCGCGUUCUGAAAGAACUGCACCUGCUUGUGUCGCGCAAUCCUGUGCCUGGCAAAAGAAUUUUGGAUGAUGAUGACGGUGGAGAGUUCUUAUCUGACACAGAUGCUUCUAAUUUCGAACGAGCUUCAGCUUCAAGUUCUUCGCCGCAACCUUACCUUGCUCUCCAACCGCCUCUGGAAUCCAGCAUGCGACGUACGAAACAUCAAAUGUUACCCGACUCAGAGAACUUGGAAAGCUCUGAGCGCACUAAAAGAAGACGUGUUAAUCCAGCUGUAGAAUGGCAUGUACCUGCGCACUGGAACACAUCUAUAGACUCGAAUCAGUGUCCGCUAGAGGAAUGGGAGAUCCAGGAAGCAGAUCAUGCUUUAGACAUGGAGGAGUAG